AUGGCCAAGGCUAAAGAGAAGAAAGAGAUGAACGCCCAUCCCUUCCUUUUCGAGGACUCUUUCCAGGUCAAGAACGUGGAUGACUCGCGCUUCGAGCGUGCUGGGCGGAUGGACUGCGAGUCUGUUUCGUACACAACGAACAACCUUGAAAUUGACAUCAACCAUGUCAUCUACCCAGUUCAGGGUGGCGAUCAGAUCUACGUGGCGAUAACUCGCAACGUGAGCCCUGCAGAUGACCCCAGGAAGCUGAAUACGGCAUACGACCACGAUCCCCGGCUGCUGGGACGGUCAGUGAUGGACCACUUUGAUUACGUCAUGUACGGCAAGGUCUACAAGAAGGAAGUCAAGAAGGAAGAAAACCUCGCAACCGUGUGGGCAUCAUACGGUGGCCUUCUGAUGAAGCUUCGUGCAGAAGCGGCUCAGCUAGCGGACUUCCAUCUAAACGACAGCAUCUACUUCAUGAUGCGCAAGGUUGCAUCGGAAGACAUGGAUGAGUCGUAG
Symbiodinium pilosum is the source of this 501-nucleotide messenger RNA. NCBI's taxonomy places the organism in Eukaryota, Dinophyceae, Suessiales, Symbiodiniaceae. The record is from the annotation of a GenBank genome assembly.